AGCAAAAACCAAAAACUUUCUGCCAAUUAAUUGACUCAGAAUGAACAAAGAGUACAUUUAAAAAAAUAAACCCACUUAGAUAAAUAAAACCAAAACCCAUCUGCAUCACCAUCUCUAAAUUAACAACAAUACCCAAUUACAAUAUUAUUAAUUAAUAGAAUAAAGAAGUUGCUCUUGGAUCCAGAUCUUCUGCUUUUCUUCUAUAAACAAAACAUGGGGUUCCCCCCUCUACAAUCCCAAAACAGAUCACCUGCUCUCUUCUCUCAGCAAUGCCUGCUACUCUAAGGAAUCUCUUGCUUUCUCCCAAUAUCUUCUCCAUCACCUUACUUCUUUCAAUAAACUCCCUUUUCUUUUCUUCUUGUUACUCAAUUGAUGAACAAGGCCAAGCUCUUCUAGCAUGGAAGAACAGCUUAAACGGUUCCACAGAUGCAUUGAAAUCAUGGAAUCCUUCAGACACAAGUCCAUGCAACUGGUUCGGGGUCCGCUGCAGCUCCAAUGGAGAAGUGGUCGAGAUAAUCUUGAAAGCAUUAGAUUUUCAAGGUCCAUUGCCUUCAAAUUUUCACUCUCUCAAGUCCUUAAAGACCCUAAUCCUCUCUUCCUCGAAUCUCACUGGCACAAUUCCAAAAGAGUUUGGAAAGUAUCGUGAGCUCAGUUUUGUUGAUGUCAGUGGCAAUUCUCUCUCUGGUGAAAUCCCAGAAGAAAUAUGCAGGCUAAACAAACUGCAAACUUUAUCUCUCAAUACAAAUUUUCUCGAAGGGAAAAUCCCUUCAGGCAUUGGAAAUCUCUCAAGUCUUGUGUAUCUGACUCUCUAUGACAACCAACUCAGUGGUGAAAUUCCAAAGAGUAUUGGAUCACUAACAAAGCUAGAAGUUUUCAGAGCAGGAGGGAACAAAAAUCUUAAUGGUGAGCUGCCUUGGGAGAUUGGAAACUGCACCAACUUGGUCAUGUUAGGCCUUGCUGAAACCAGCAUUACCGGAAGUCUUCCCUCAUCGAUUGGAAUGCUUAAAAGAAUCCAAACCAUUGCCUUAUAUACAUCUCUGUUGUCUGGUCCAAUCCCUGAAGAAAUUGGAAACUGCAGCGAGUUGCAGAACUUGUACUUGUACCAGAAUUCCAUUACUGGUCCAAUCCCAAGGAGAAUUGGGGAGCUCAGCAAGCUUCAGAGUCUACUGCUGUGGCAGAACAGCUUAGUGGGGUCAAUUCCAGAUGAGCUUCGAAGCUGCAGGGAGCUCACAGUCAUGGACUUAUCAGAAAAUCUUCUGACAGGCAAGAUACCAAAAAGUUUUGGUGAGCUUUCCAAGCUUCAAGAGCUUCAGCUGAGUGUCAAUCAGUUAUCAGGUACUAUACCUACUGAAAUUUCAAAUUGCAUGGAUCUGACUCAUUUGGAAGUGGACAACAACGACAUUUCAGGGGAGAUUCCUGUUCUCAUUGGCAACCUUAAGAGCUUAACUCUAUUUUUCGCCUGGCAAAAUAGGCUUACGGGCAAUAUUCCUGAGAGUCUCUCAGACUGUCAAGAGCUUCAGGCUGUUGAUCUUUCUUACAACAAUUUAUUUGGUUCAAUACCAAGAAAUAUUUUUGGAUUGAGAAAUCUCACCAAGCUGCUGCUACUUUCCAAUGAUUUAUCUGGUUUUAUACCGCCGGAUAUAGGAAACUGCACGAGCCUGUACAGGUUAAGGUUAAAUCACAACAGGCUGGCAGGUACUGUUCCAUCGGAGAUUGGCAACUUGAAGAGCUUGAACUUUGUUGAUUUGAGCAACAACCGUCUUGUUGGAGCAGUCCCUCCAUCAAUAUCAGGAUGUCAGAACCUUGAGUUUCUUGAUCUUCAUUCAAAUGGGAUCACUGGUUCUGUCCCUGAUACUCUGCCUACAAGCCUGCAGUUUGUUGACAUCUCAGACAAUAGGCUUACUGGUCAGCUUCCUCAUAGCAUUGGGUCAUUAACGGAGUUAACAAAACUCAACCUGGGGAAGAAUCAGCUCUCUGGCAGCAUACCAGCCGAGAUCCUUUCUUGCAGUAAGCUUCAAUUGCUAGACCUUGGCAACAAUGGCUUCUCAGGUGAAAUUCCAAAGCAACUUGGGCAAAUUCCUUCACUUGAAAUAUCUCUCAAUCUAAGCUGUAACCUGUUUUCUGGUGAAAUCCCAUCCCAAUUCUCUGGCCUUAGCAAGCUAGGAAUUCUUGACCUCUCCCACAAUAAGCUCUCUGGAAACUUAAACACUCUCAAAAACCUUGAAAACCUUGUUUCCCUCAAUGUCUCUUUCAAUGACUUAUCUGGUGAAUUGCCUAACACCCCAUUCUUUCGGAAACUCCCGCUUAGUGACCUUACUGCAAAUAAAGGUCUCUACAUCUCUGGCGGAGUUGUAACCCCGGCUGAUAGGAUACGAUCAAGCCACAACAGAUCAGUUAUGAAGCUAAUCACGUCCAUUCUCAUUAGUAUCAGUGGAGUACUUCUCCUGCUUGCUGUCUAUACACUAGUCCGUGCUCAAAUAGCCAGCAACAUUCUCAGGGAAGAUGAUAACUGGGAAAUGACCUUGUACCAGAAGCUUGAAUUCUCCGUAGAUGACAUAGUCAAGAAUUUGACAUCAUCUAAUGUGAUUGGCACUGGAAGCUCUGGAGUUGUAUACAGGGUGACAAUUCCAAAUGAAGAAACACUGGCAGUGAAGAAGAUGUGGUCAUCAGAAGAGUCAGGAGCAUUCAACUCUGAAAUUCAGACACUGGGUUCAAUCAGGCACAAGAACAUCAUCAGGCUCUUGGGUUGGGGUUCGAACCGAAGCCUGAAACUUCUGUUCUACGAUUACCUUCCCAAUGGAAGCUUGAGCUCACUGCUACAUGGUGCUGGGAAGGGAGGAGCAGAUUGGGAGGCUAGAUAUGAUGUUGUCUUAGGCGUGGCUCAUGCGCUUGCCUACUUGCACCAUGACUGUGUGCCUGCUAUUUUGCAUGGUGAUGUCAAAGCUAUGAACGUGUUGUUGGGUCCUGGCUAUGAGCCUUAUCUUGCUGACUUUGGAUUAGCUAGGAUUGUGAAUGGCAUUGGUGAUGAUGACUUUUCUAAAACAAGCCAAAGGCCUCAAUUAGCUGGUUCUUAUGGAUACAUGGCUCCAGAGCAUGCAUCAAUGCAGCGUAUCACUGAGAAGAGUGAUGUCUACAGUUUUGGUGUGGUUCUUUUAGAGGUAUUAACAGGGAGGCAUCCAUUAGACCCAACUUUGCCAGGGGGUGCACAUUUAGUUCAAUGGAUUCGUGAGCACUUGGCAAGGAAGCGAGAUCCGGUCGACAUCCUUGAUCAGAAGCUUAGGGGAAGAGCUGAUCCUACAAUGCACGAAAUGCUGCAAACACUAGCUGUGGCAUUCCUUUGUGUCAGCACUCGUGCUGAUGAUCGCCCGAUGAUGAAAGAUGUCGUAGCAAUGCUUACAGAAAUUCGACAUGUUGAGACUGCAAGGGGAGAACCAGAAUUGUUGAAGGGAGGAGGGUUGCAAUCAAUUUUGGCAUCCCCUCCUGCUAGGAAAGCAGUUUCACAAGGCUCUUCUAACUGCUCCUUUGCUUUCUCUGAAGAUUCAAUGCAAUGAGAAGUUAUGAACUUUCAUCCAUUGUGCAUAUUAUCUUGGGAGAAUCAAAAUCCCAUAGAGCAAGGAAGAAUACAGAGGAAGAAUAUUAGUGUAAAUUUAGAUUUUAAUUAUAUGUGGUUCUUGUAGAUUGAAAUAAUCAAUGCCUCCCCACUAGGAAAGAAUGGUCUUUUGGGGAAUAGGUGAUGGCUUAACUGUCUUCUGGUGGAGUGAUAGUAAAUGCAGGGUAUGUAGUAGAAGUGUUAAACAAUGAUUAGUAUUUUUGGAUUUAUGUAAUUAGAAUUUAAUGUGAGGGAACGAGAUUCCAUUCCAUGACA
Prunus avium (sweet cherry) is the source of this 3865-nucleotide messenger RNA. Its product is annotated as Leucine-rich repeat receptor-like protein kinase family protein. Gene Ontology annotation, molecular function: ATP binding; protein kinase activity; protein binding. Gene Ontology annotation, biological process: protein phosphorylation. NCBI's taxonomy places the organism in Eukaryota, Viridiplantae, Streptophyta, Magnoliopsida, Rosales, Rosaceae. The record is from RefSeq and is a predicted model, not a curated record.